AUGGAGAAAUUGGCUCUGCUGGGACUUCUGUUGCUUCUUCUCUUGGAUAGUGCGAGAGCAGAAAGUUUCCUCGGCAUCACAUUCUGGAAUGGCGUGGAUUAUAAUCUAAAGCCGGCCCCGGCAUGCUAUCGCCGUCUAGCCCAGUGCUACGAAUCAUGCAAGACAACAUUUGACCACUGCUACAUAAAAGAAAGGCGAUACAGACAAUGGAGCGUUCAGCUAGGAGACCCAUGGGACUCGUGCGAGCAGUAUAACCCGGAGAAGCACAUAGCCAAGGAUCUCAAACUGUUCACUUCAGCCUUGCGCAACGAGAGGCAAGAUCCGCACUCAUUCCCGCGUGCUAAGGACAACGAGCGCGAGCAGCAUUUCAUGAACAUGGUUUUCGGUGUUUUGGCAGUCAUCGGGGAACAAGGACGCAAGUACCGUUGGGACAAUAAUUCGGAAAUCCUGCCGUAUAUGGUCCAGCUUCAUAACUUCUGGUCAACGCCGGUUGAGGAUCUUGUAACCCAUACAUACAACGCGCAAGAUGGGAAGUGGGAAACUGAGAAAAGCCCGCGUGCCUACAUCGACUGGCAGAGGCAAACGUACGGCCGCCCGCGUACGGACAAUUCGUGGAAGGGAUACAAGAAGAUUGAUCCCUUAGCAGUGGCAGAGUUGGAGGGAUUGAUGACGCAAAGUCGCAGUAUCAUAGAUCAUUUGGGGUUCCUUCUUCAUGAGUUUUCGCACCGUUCUGGGGUCAGGGCGACGUUGCCAGAAACGCCAUGGAACUGCCUGACGGAUGGUCAAGGAUCAUGCAAGGACUACUUGCUAGGGCCAAUGGUCUUCCGGUCGUUCGCCGCUCCACGGAUAAUGACGUUCCAACGGAUACCUGAAUAUGAUCGGUGGCAAACAAGUGAUGGACAAUAUAAAAUCACCGAGGACUCAGCGCACCUGCCGAGACCCGACUUGGUGUUUUCGGAAUUGGAAGAGGCAGUGAGAGACGGCAGCUGGGACUCGUGGAAAACUUACUAG
Molecule: messenger RNA, 1011 nt
Organism: Neoarthrinium moseri
Lineage: Eukaryota; Fungi; Ascomycota; Sordariomycetes; Amphisphaeriales; Apiosporaceae
Exons: 2
Coding region: 1-1011 (336 amino acids)
Source: RefSeq, a predicted model, not a curated record